Molecule: messenger RNA, 4107 nt
Organism: Pezoporus flaviventris
Lineage: Eukaryota; Metazoa; Chordata; Aves; Psittaciformes; Psittacidae
Gene: DIAPH3
Product: diaphanous related formin 3
Exons: 28
Coding region: 19-3588 (1189 amino acids)
Biological process (GO): actin filament polymerization; actin cytoskeleton organization
Cellular component (GO): cytoplasm; actin filament
Molecular function (GO): microtubule binding; small GTPase binding; actin binding
Source: RefSeq, a predicted model, not a curated record
CCUUUCCUGGGCACGGCUAUGGAGCCGCGGCGGCCGCGGCCACGUUACCACGCUCAGUCCUCGCCGCCUGGUCGCGGUGGGCGGGAGAACAAGGGGCUCCGUCGGAAGGGCCCGCCGGGGAGUGGACUCCUUGGCGGCCCCGAGGAGGUGGCGGACGGCAGGAAACCCAAAUUCCACUUAAAUAUCAAGACACUGACAGAUGAUGUGUUGGAUAGGUUUGCCAGUAUAAGAAUUCCAGGAAGUAAAAAGGAACGACCUCCUCUGCCGCAUAUGAAGCAUUCUCAUUCUACAGAUUGGUCAUCCACACCUAUGGACACAGAAGAUUUUGCUCCAAAGACCCUGUCAGAAAGAGAAAUUAUAGUGCUGUUUGAAAAAAUGAUGGAAGAUAUGAAUUUAAAUGAAGACAAGAAGAUGCCAUUGAGAGAAAAGGAUUUUAAUACCAAAAAAGAAAUGGUGAUGCAAUAUAUUAGCACUGCUUCCAAGUCUGGAAGCCUUAAGAGCAGUCGAAAGAUUUCACCCCAAGAGUUUAUUCAAGACUUAAAAUCUGGGUUAACAGAGGAAAGACUAGUCACUUGCCUAGAAUCUCUUCGUGUGUCCUUGACUAGUAAUCCUGUCAGCUGGGUUGAAAACUUUGGCCGAGAAGGUCUAGGGCUGCUGUUGGAUGUUUUGGAAAGAUUGGUUGAUACAAAAAACCAAGACAAAGUUGUGAAGAGGAGUCAGCAUAAGGUUAUACAGUGUUUGAGAGCCUUCAUGAAUAAUAAGUAUGGAUUGGAAAGAAUUCUAGGAGAAGAGAGGAGCCUUCUCUUGUUGAUCAAAGCAAUUGAUCCCAGGCAAGCUAACAUGAUGACGGAUAUAGUUAAACUCUUAUCUGCAAUGUGCAUUGUUGGAGACGAAAACAUCCUUGAAAAAAUUUUGGAAGCUAUAACAGCAGCAGCAGAAGAAAAGAAUGUUGAUAGAUUCUCUCCUAUUGUAGAAGGCCUUCAGGAUAACUCAGUUCAGCUGCAAGUAGCUUGCAUGCAGCUCAUCAAUGCUCUCAUUACAUCUCCUGAUGACUUGGAUUUUAGGCUUCACAUCAGAAAUGAAUUUAUGCGUAGUGGAUUGAAAGAGAUAUUGCCACAAUUGAAAUGUAUAAAAAAUGAAGCAUUAGAUAUUCAGUUGAAAGUCUUCAAUGAGCAUAAAGAAGAAGACAUGAUUGAAUUCUCUCACCGUUUAGAAGAUAUUAGAUCUGAACUAGAUGAAGUAAAUGAUGUUUACAACAUGGUGUGGAAUACAGUUAAGGACACUAAUGCUGAAGGAUAUUUUCUUUCUAUUCUCCAACAUCUUUUGCUGAUAAGGAAUGAUUAUUUUAUACGUCCGCAGUAUUUCAAAUUAAUUGAAGAGUGUGUAUCCCAGAUAGUGUUACAUCGAAGUGGAACAGACCCAGAUUUCACGUAUCGUAAAAGAUUAGAUAUAGACUUCAGCCACUUAAUAGAUAUCUGUGUAGACAAAGCAAGAUUAGAAGAAUGUGAAGAGAGGGCUUCUGAACUUUCUAGAAAAUUUGAGAAAGAUUUUGUAGUUCAUCAGGAAACUCAGGCCCUACUGCAAAAAAAAGAAGAACGAAUCAGUGAACUUGAAGCAGAAUUGCAAGCUUUUAAGUCACAGUAUGGCUCCUUACCACCUGGUUUUCUACCAUCAUCAUGUGGAGAUGCAUCUUUUGUUCCACUGGAAGCUGCAGGGUCACGUCUACUUCCACUGCCACCGCCUCCUCCACCACUGCCUUCUAAUGGAGCAAUUCCACCACCUCCCCCUCCUCCUCCGCCACUUUUGAAUGGCUUGGGAGUUUCUCUGGCUGGUGGUGGUCACCCUCCACCACCACCUCUCGCAGGCCUGCUGGGAGCACAGUGGUCUCCACCUUCAUGUACUUUGCCAUUUGGAAUGAAGCCUAAAAAAGAAUUCAGACCUGAGGUUACCAUGAAAAGACUCAACUGGUCCAAGAUCAGACCUCGGGAAAUGACAGAAUCAUGUUUUUGGGUUAAAGCAGAAGAGGACAAGUAUGAGAAUGCUGAUAUGCUUUGCAAAUUAGAACUUACUUUUUGUUGUCAAAAAAGGGUAAAAAAAGAGGAGGAGGAAUUUGAAGAAAAGAAAUCCAUUAAGAAACGAAUCAAAGAAUUAAAAGUCUUGGACCCAAAGAUUGCACAGAAUCUGUCAAUUUUCCUUGGCUCUUUCCGAGUGCCGUAUGAAGAAAUCAAAAUGAUGAUACUGGAAGUUGAUGAAACACAACUGUCAGAGUCCAUGAUUCAGAAUUUAAUAAAACAUCUUCCUGAACAAGAACAAUUGAAUGCAUUGUCCAAGUUCAAGAAUGAGUAUAAUAAUUUGUCGGAGCCAGAGCAGUUUGGAGUUGUGAUGAGCAGCGUGAAGAGACUACAGCCACGGCUCAGUGCUAUUCUGUUUAAGCUUCAGUUUGAGGAGCAGGUGAACAACAUCAAACCUGACAUUAUGGCUGUCAGUGCUGCCUGUGAAGAGAUAAAGAAGAGUAAAAGCUUUAGCAAGCUGCUGGAACUAGUAUUGUUAAUGGGAAACUACAUGAAUGCAGGUUCUCGGAAUGCACAGACCUUUGGAUAUAAUCUCAGCUCCCUAUGUAAACUGAAGGACACAAAGUCGGCAGAUCAAAAAACAACAUUGCUCCAUUUUCUAGUAGAAGUCUGUGAAGAAAGCUAUCAGGAUGUCCUGAAUUUUGUUGAGGAUUUUCAGCAUUUAGAUAAAGCUAGUAAAGUCUCAGCAGAAAACCUGGAGAAGAGCCUGAAGCAUAUGGAGAGGCAACUCCAGCAGCUUGAGAAGGAUUUGAAGACUUUUCCAGUUCCUGAAGAUAAGCACGAUAAGUUUGUAGCAAAAAUGUCAAGCUUUCUGGUUCAUGCCACAGAAGAUUUUCAGAAACUUUCACGGAUGCAUGAGAACAUGGAAAAGCUUUAUCAGAACGUGAUGGGAUAUUAUGCCAUUGAUCUGAAAAAAGUUUCAGUGGAGGAGUUUUUAACGGACUUAAACAACUUCCGGACAAUGUUCAUGCAAGCAGUAAAGGAAAAUAUGAGAAGGAGAGAAGCAGAAGAAAAACAGAGGCGUGCUAAAAUAGCUAAGGAAAAAGCAGAAAAAGAAAAGCAAGAGAGGCAACAAAAGAAAAAAAGCUUAUUAGAAAUGAAAACAGAAGGUGAGGAGACUGGUGUGAUGGAUAGCCUGUUGGAGGCCUUGCAAUCAGGUGCAGCUUUUCGAGACCGAAGGAAAAGGGCACCGAGAUCUAAAGACAUACUGCAAAAUCUCAGUCCAACCACACAGCGGCCUGUGCUGAAAGCUUGUAACCAUGAGAACCAGAAAGGACAACUAGAGAAGUCAUGUUCGCACCACAGUAUCAGUUUAAACCUGACAACAAGCCCAGUCCCCAAAGAAGCUACUUGUGAUGUUGUAGCAAGUUCUGCUGUGUGGAAUAAGCCUGUUGGGAAAAAGGAAGCCUGUCACGGAGAAAGCAACAGAGAAAAGAAAACGGGUCAUAUGGGAUCUGCUAAGGGAGAAGACAUUCCAGAAGUAGAAGCCCUCCUGGCAAGACUGCGAGCACUAUAGAAUAAACAUAUCAAGGAUUAAGUCAGAGCUUUAAACCAGGCUGUAAGAUACUACAUCUUCAAAGAUAGAUACACUCAUUUUCUAUUAUUGACAUCAAAUACUUCUGAUUUCCUAACUUCUCUAUGGCUGAAUGAUCUAUUUCUAAGCUGUUUGUUUGCAAGGCUGUACAAAAUAAUACUAUAAUUUUGCAUAACUGCAAGAUGAUUUCUAUGUUUUCACCUACUUAGCAUACAAAAAUAUCAGAAGAAAACAGAUCCUAAAUUAUUCCAAGGCACAAUCCCUUUCAUGGACAAGCUGUUGACCACAUGUUUUGAGAGCUUCACAAAAUAAGAAUAUCUUUUAAAUAUUGUUAAAUCAUUAUGCCUGGAAAUCAGGGUCAGUAAAUAACAGAAAAGGUAUUCUUUUAUUUUCUACUCCAAUUUCUAUACUUAAAAGGUUUUAGCACCUAAAAAGUAGUAUUAUAGCAUCCACUGCAGUUAGAGUAAUAGGAAAUAUGUAUCAUAAAUCAGCAUAUUCCAG